This is a messenger RNA of Astyanax mexicanus (Mexican tetra), 1472 nucleotides long. It is a transcript of the gene nicn1, whose product is annotated as nicolin 1. The coding region runs from base 201 to 839 and encodes 212 amino acids. Lineage: Eukaryota; Metazoa; Chordata; Actinopteri; Characiformes; Acestrorhamphidae. The transcript has 7 exons. Gene Ontology annotation, cellular component: nucleoplasm. The record is from RefSeq and is a predicted model, not a curated record.
CGUCAGCAACACGGCUGCAGAGCCCGGAACAAACACACAGCUGUGGACCGGAGUCGCUCUGAAUGGGGAUUAUUGUGUAUUCAUUAAUAUAAUGGGAAUAUAAAUAUAUAUUUUGUAGUUUUAACCCGUAUUUUUGCGCUGGCUGCGGUUGGAGUUGCUGAGCUUUUUCUCCCGAGACUCCAGCACUGCGGGUCCACAUCAUGACUGGAAAUCCAGUGAACUGUACUGUGAAGUCCCCUGUGGCCCUUCAGAUUGGAGAUGUUGUGUCCGAUUCAUUUCAUCCUGGUGUCUACAUCACUGAUAUAGUUCUGGGAGAGCCGGUUAAUAUUCAGGAGAUUUUGUUUAAGAACUACUACACAGCCUAUCUGACGGUCCGGGUGCUGAAGAAGGAGGUGGGGAGCGAGGAAGCCCCGGCUAAGUGGGUCACCUGUCUGAGAAAUCACUGUCUGAUGGCCAACCCACACACUGAAGAAGGAUCACAGGACUACUUCUCCCUCUACAGACAGCAGAUGCUGACGCAGCCGGAUAACGUUACUACAGUGAGGCUCAUACUGAGGCAGCCCUCUUCAGUCUGGCUCAAUUUCAACCUGGAGGAGAUCAAAAUCUACCCUGUUAUGAAUGAAGACUCUGAGCGAGAUGUUCCGUCCUGGUUAUCUUCCAUCACGCCUGCUGAGGAGCCUCUCGAUAUGAAUGGCCUCCCUGACCCGGACGCUGUGUCGUCCAGUAUUCAGCAGAUGUGGGCCCUCACUGAGAUCAUGCAGUCCAGCCAAUCCUCAGCCUCCAUCGGACGCUUUGAUGUGGACGGCUGUUACGACAUCAACCUGCUUUCUUACACAUAGCAGAACAUUACAGUCUUCACAGUGGACAGAAGAUACAGAAAAGCAUGUGCAUUAUUUAAUAUUAUUAUGGUAUGCAACCAGUGGUUCGCAGCCAGUAUUAAGCUUAAGAAAUUGUAUAUUUGUCUAUUUAUGAACUUAUUUAUUUAUUUAUUGUUUUUUCUUUCAUGUUUCAUGUGUUCAUUAACUGUUCAUGUUGCUUCAUUUGUUUAAAUAGCCAAUUUUUUAUAUUUUUAUGUUUUUCCUCAUAGUUUGUUUUUUUUUCUUAUUAAUAAUUAAUACAAUGCAAAACAUGUUAAAAUAAUGAUUUUUGAUUGGUACUGUAUGUUGGAUAGAAGCUUUUUAUGUCGUUAAAGGCAUAAAACUUCUAUAUUAAAAAUAAAAUAUACAUUAACCUGGUCCUAAUUUAGCAGAAACUAGUUUUCAACCCAUUUCAGCACUGGCUUAGUUCUUUUUUCCCCCAAUUUUCUCAUUUUAUUUUUUGUAACAAAAAAAGAAAAGCACCUGAAUUGAGUUAAUAUAAAGGAACUGUAGAUAAAUGUGGGUGUUACAGUAUAACUGUAACGCAUUCUCCACCAGCGUAUUUCAAUUAGCUCUGUAAUUUUGUUGGUUAAUUGAUUAAACCCGUGUGCUUGC